Cryptomeria japonica (Japanese cedar) is the source of this 987-nucleotide messenger RNA. RefSeq lists its product as uncharacterized. The transcript is spliced from 3 exons. The coding region runs from base 1 to 987 and encodes 328 amino acids. Lineage: Eukaryota; Viridiplantae; Streptophyta; Pinopsida; Cupressales; Cupressaceae. The record is from RefSeq and is a predicted model, not a curated record.
AUGGGUGGUCCACCUAUUUGUCAUGAGCCGACAGUCCAUGAAGUUCUUCUUCAGGACCAGGAUUGUGAACCAAUAUUCCGUAACAGUGGAUGGCUGGAUUAUUUUUUGAAGCUGAUAGAGUUUAAUAAAGAAAUUGUGAGGGAAUUUACCUGCACACUUUCAAAUGGAGAAGCUCAGGUUCUCGUGUCUGCAUUCCCAUCACUUCAAGCUCCUAAGUCAUCUAUGCCACGGAAGAAAGAUGAAUAUUCCAAGCCUAUUAUACAGCCUCCUUUCCAUAAGUGCAACAGAAACCCAGAAAGGGUAGAAAACAUGGUUAUAGAGGAGCCAUUGACAUCUCGGGAACAAGAAAAUUUGGAAAACCUUGAAAAACCUGGUUCCCCUCUUGAACCCUCAUCUUCCAUGAUAUCAUCAGAACAAAAUAUUCAUGUAGUAGAGGAACCCUUACAAGAAGAAGCUACAUUAGGAGUUCCUUCUCAAAGUCUAAGAAAAACUAGGGCUGCCACACAAAAGGAAAGGGGCAAAGAAAAACAGGUUGAUAUGGAACAUAAAGAAGAGAAAAGUAAAAGUGAGAAUUUACCCCCUCAUUUGGCCAAGAAAAGAAAAGUUGUAAACCCAGUUUCUCUAGUAACCAUUGAAGUGAUUGAAGAGUUGGCUACAAGAAGUAGUCCUGCAGCCGAAAAAGGAAAAUCUUGGAGAAGUAGUGGUAGGCUCCGUAAAAAGCUUAAAAACCAAGACCAAUCAACAGAGCCAAAUAUUACCAUCCUAAUUGAAUCCCUAGAACAAGAACAACAUAGUCCACUUCAUAAUUAUAUCCCUCCUUCUCAACCUAAUGAACCCCAAAGGGAACAAGAAAAAGAGGAAGAACUGCAAAAUAUGGAAGAACAAGAACUGCAGCUUCAGGAAGGAGGGGAACUCCAGAAUAUUGAGCAACCUCAGAAAGAAGUAGGUUUUGAAAGACUGGACAACUUAGCAUCUGCUAUAGAAUAG